Helobdella robusta is the source of this 1326-nucleotide messenger RNA. RefSeq lists its product as hypothetical. NCBI's taxonomy places the organism in Eukaryota, Metazoa, Annelida, Clitellata, Rhynchobdellida, Glossiphoniidae. Gene Ontology annotation, cellular component: endoplasmic reticulum lumen. The transcript is spliced from 11 exons. The annotation marks the transcript as partial. The record is from RefSeq and is a predicted model, not a curated record. Gene Ontology annotation, molecular function: protein-disulfide reductase activity; protein disulfide isomerase activity. Gene Ontology annotation, biological process: response to endoplasmic reticulum stress.
GUACUGUGUGUGUUGGUAGCAUGUACGUCUGCUUUGUAUUCAUCUUCCGAUGACGUCAUUCAGUUGACAGAUGCAAACUUCAGAUCUCGUGUUGUGGACAGUGACGAGUUGUGGCUUGUCGAGUUCUAUGCCCCAUGGUGUGGACAUUGUAAGAAUCUUGUACCAGAAUGGAAAAAAGCUGCAACAGCCUUAAAGGGAAUAGUGAAAGUAGGCGCAGUGGAUGCAACUGAGCAUCAGUCGUUGGGGUCCAGCUAUAAUGUUCGUGGUUUUCCUACUAUCAAAAUUUUUGGGUCUAAUAAAAACAAUCCAUCCGACUACAAUGGUGCCAGAACUGCUCAGUCGAUUGUUGACACUGCCAUCAAUCACUUGAGAACUCUGGCCACAGAAAGAUUGAGUGGAAGAUCAGGUGGUGGUAGUAGCAGUGGUGGAAGUAGCAGUGGUGGAGAAAGAAAGCCAGGAGAUAAGAAGGAUGUCAUUGAACUGACAGACAGCAAUUUUGAGGAACUUGUUCUGCGUUCUAAUGACAUGUGGCUCGUUGAAUUCUUUGCUCCGUGGUGUGGACACUGCAAGAACCUGGCUCCUGAAUGGGCAUCUGCUGCCACAGAACUCAAGGGCAAGGUCAAAUUGGGAGCCUUAGAUGCUACUGUCAACACUGUCAUGGCUAGCAGAUAUGGGGUGAAUGGUUACCCAACAAUAAAGAUGUUUCCUUCUGGUAAGAAGGAUGGUGAGGUUGUUGAUUUUGAUGGUGGAAGAACUGCAAAUGAUAUUGUCAACUGGGCAUUGGACAAACUUGCUGAGAACAUUCCUCCACCCGAAGUUCUUGAGCUGACAGAUGAAUCUCGCUUGAAAGAAGCCUGCCAGGAGCAUCAAUUGUGCAUCAUUGCCAUCCUGCCACACAUUCUCGACUGUCAGUCCAAGUGCAGGAAUGACUACCUUGCCAUCAUGAAACAUCAAGCUGAGAAGCACAAGAAGAAGAUGUGGGGAUGGCUGUGGGCGGAGGCUGGCUCCCAACAGGAUGUUGAAAGUGCUCUGAACAUUGGUGGAUUUGGUUAUCCUGCUAUGGCUGCAGUUAACAGUCGCAAGAUGAAGUUCUCGUGGUUGAAAGGAUCAUUCAGUGAGAAGGGAGUCAAUGAGUUUUUGCUGGAAGUAGCUGUAGGCAGAAGUUCAACAGAGCCAAUAAAGAAUGAUAAACUUCCAGACGUUAAAACAAUUGAUGCUUGGGAUGGCAAGGAUGGAGAGCUGCCUCCUGAGGAAGAUAUCGAUCUAAGUGAUGUUGAGCUAGACGACCUGCCCACGCCAUCUGCUGAUAAGAAAGUUGAAUUGUAA